GAAAGGGUUCUAGCUCUGUGGACGAACGGCCUAAAACGGUAAAACCUCCAUAAACCCCUCCGAACAUAAGAGCUUCAUAGUCUCUGUCUCUGCGUCUCAUUUUUGGUUCGUCCGCCGAAAGCUUUUUGACUGCGGACCAACAAUGGCUUCCAUUCACUCUGAGAAGCAGAAAACUAAGAAGAAGAAGAAGAACUCCUCCACACUCUCGCACCUGAAAACCCUAGGCCACCAGCUUCUCUCUUCUCGAUCCCACAUCAACAACCUUCCACUCCUUCUCUCCUACGUCUCCCCAUCCUCCCCUCCUCACCAUGUCCUCGAAUCCCUCCUCUCCCUCCAGUCCUUCUUCACCCCCCUCCUCCCUGACCUACCUCCUUCUUCUUCCAACUCCCCUUCUUCUCUCAACCAUUCCCAGGACGAUCCCGAAUUCAUCUACCGCACUUGGCUCCGCUCCAAGUUCGACGAGUUCGUCAAGCUUCUCAUUGACGUCUCGCUUUCUCCGCAAUCCGAUGAGACUCUCAAGGAGGUGGUGUUGGAUACGAUAAUGGAGUUUGUGAAACUCGGCAAUAGGGGAAAUUUUCAUUCUGCUAUAUACCACAGGUUUAUAUAUAGCAUUGUUCAUUCCACAUCCCCUGUGGAUUUCUUGUUAGAGUUGCUAGCUUCAAAGUAUUUCAAGUACAUGGAUGUCCGAUAUUUUACCUUCAUUAGUGUGGAAAAAAUUGCUAAAACUUUGGAUUCAAAGGAAACCUCAGAUGAUAAAAAAUUGAGUAAAGAUGGAAACAAUGAGAAUUGUUCUAGAGAAAGCACAGAGAACGUAAUUCACAAGCUGCAUUAUAUUUUAUCGCAUGUACCCUUGCUAGAAGACUCGGUUGAAAAAACUGAUUUUGAGAUUUGGAGUGGAUCAGGUGAAAAUGAAGAGCUUUCUGGAAACCAGAAAGCAGAAGAUGAUCAAAACAAGGUGAAGAAGAAUAAUUUCAAGAUGUUGUCUCCGGCAAAUAUUGCUAAAAGGAUUAAACUAAAAUUUACCAAAGCGUGGAUUUCAUUUCUUAGGUUGCCACUUCCACUUGAUGUGUACAAGGAGGUUCUUGUCAGUCUCCAUCAGGCAGUAAUUCCUUAUCUGUCUAAUCCCAUUAUGUUAUGUGACUUUUUAACAAGAUCAUAUGACAUUGGUGGCGUCAUCAGUGUUAUGGCUCUUAGUAGCCUCUUUAUACUCAUGACACAACAUGGUUUAGAGUACCCUAACUUUUAUGAAAAACUUUAUGCACUAUUGGUGCCUUCAAUCUUCAUGGCAAAGCAUCGUGCAAAGUUUUUCCAGCUUCUGGAUUCUUGCUUAAAAUCACCACUUCUUCCUGCGUAUUUGGCUGCUGCUUUUGCUAAGAAACUGAGCAGGCUGUCUAUUUCGGUUCCUCCUUCAGGAGCGUUGGUGAUUAUUGCAUUAAUUCAUAAUCUUCUAAGAAGACAUCCAUCAAUAAACUGUUUGGUGCAUCGGGAAAAUGUUGGUCCAGGUGCUAAAAUUGAUUCAGAAGCAGAAGAAAGGAUUGCUGACGGUGAGGAUGAAUCUAAAAAAAGGGCAGAUAUAUCUGUCAGAAAACGAGGCAUUGAUCAUUUUAAUAAUGGGGAAAGUGAUCCAAAGAAGUCAAAUGCCAUCAGAAGUUCACUUUGGGAAAUUGAUAGUCUAAGACACCACUACUGCCCUCCUGUUUCAAGAUUUGUUUUGUCACUUGAGAAUGAUCUUACAGUCAGAGCCAAAACAACAGAAAUUUCAAUAGAAGAUUUCAGCUCAGGGUCAUAUGCGACAAUUUUUGGGGAGGAGAUUAGACGAAGGGUAAAACAGGUUCCAUUGGCAUUCUACAAAGCAACUCCAACCUCUUUGUUCUCAGAGUCUGAGUUUGCUGGUUGGACCUUCAAACCUGAAGCCAGCAAGGAAGAGAAGGGUGGUGAUGAUGAGAAUGAAACAGAAAAAGCACCUGAAGAAUCUGAGCAUGGUUCAGCAAAGAGAGCUCGAACCUGAGUAUUUAUGAAUCAAAUACACUUUACCUUCCUUUCUAUCUCUGUUCUUUCAGGAAUUUUGCGAAUAUGUAGGCAUGCGAAUCUUCACCUCGGGCGAGCAUAGUUUUUGGUAAUAUUGUAAGUUUAUGUUUCCCUAUCCUACACAGCUACUCCAAUCUAUCUGCCUUUUAGCCAGGCUAACACUACGCUGUGCAAAUCUCAUAUUUUUUUGAUAACAUAUCAUCACUAUACAAAAUCAUUGUAAUAGAUUUCUCAGAGUGCGUUGUUUGAAAUUAAAAGAACUUGAAUGUAAUUUCUUAUUUUUUGUUA
Molecule: messenger RNA, 2316 nt
Organism: Ziziphus jujuba (common jujube)
Lineage: Eukaryota; Viridiplantae; Streptophyta; Magnoliopsida; Rosales; Rhamnaceae
Product: protein NUCLEOLAR COMPLEX ASSOCIATED 4
Exons: 15
Coding region: 143-2008 (621 amino acids)
Biological process (GO): ribosome biogenesis
Cellular component (GO): nucleolus; small-subunit processome; Noc4p-Nop14p complex
Source: RefSeq, a predicted model, not a curated record